This is a messenger RNA of Epithele typhae, 783 nucleotides long. RefSeq names its product short-chain dehydrogenase. NCBI's taxonomy places the organism in Eukaryota, Fungi, Basidiomycota, Agaricomycetes, Polyporales, Epitheliaceae. Gene Ontology annotation, cellular component: intracellular anatomical structure. The record is from RefSeq and is a predicted model, not a curated record. The transcript has 5 exons. Gene Ontology annotation, molecular function: oxidoreductase activity, acting on NAD(P)H, oxygen as acceptor. The coding region runs from base 1 to 783 and encodes 260 amino acids.
AUGGCCGCGAAGCCCACCGUCCUGCUCACCGGCGCGUCCAAAGGCCUCGGGUUCGCCAUCGCGAAAAUCCUCCUCGGGACUUUCAACGCGAACGUCAUCGCGCUCUCGCGCACCCGCGGGCCCGACCUCCAGGCGCUCGCCGACGCCCAUGGCGACGCCCUCAUGGCGGUCGAAUGCGAUGUCGCCGACGAGGCCGCCCUCCGUGCCGCCGUCGCCCGCGGGAUCGACAAGUAUAAGGCGCUCGACGGGGUCAUCCUCAACGCAGGCGUAAUCGAGCCUCUCGGGCCCAUCGCGUCCGAAGACACCACACUCGACCAGUGGAGAAAGCACUUCGACGUCAACGUGUUUUCCCUGGUCGCCGCCCUGAAGGCCACCGUUCCAACGCUGCGGAAGAGCACGUUUGGCGGUCGCGUCGUGUUCGUGAGCUCUGGUGCCGCGACGGGCUACAUGCCCACCUGGGGUGCAUACAACGCCGGCAAAGCAGCGCUGAACAGUUUGUGCAGGACGAUCGCCCGGGAAGAGCCCGACGUGACUUUUGUCUCCCUCCGUCCUGGUAUGGUCAACACCGCCAUGCAAGAACAGAUUCGCAACAGAGGCGGUGAAGCUGGUAUGCCCCCGGAAUUCUUGGGGGUCUUCACGGGGGCAUACGAGACAGGGAAGCUCGUGGAUCCGUACGACGCCGGGCAUGUCGUGGCCGCGCUCGCCCUCCGCGCGCCCCAGUCGAUCUCGGGCGAUUUCGUGGACUGGUCCGGAGACGCGUGCAAGGAGUUCCGCAGACAGUGA